Parnassius mnemosyne (clouded apollo) is the source of this 1536-nucleotide messenger RNA. The record is from the annotation of a GenBank genome assembly. NCBI's taxonomy places the organism in Eukaryota, Metazoa, Arthropoda, Insecta, Lepidoptera, Papilionidae.
AUGCAAGUGAUAGCGCACCUCACAGACCAGAUGGCAUUCGUCAUGCACGAGGAGUUCGAAGCGAACUCACCGAAACCGACGACUAAGCCUACGACUACGCCAAAACCUUUAGACGAGACGACGCCUUUUCAUCGACCUGGAUAUUAUGCUCCUGAAUCGCCACCUAAGCCUUCAGAAAGAAUAUCGACGCAAAAACAGCUGCAACAAAACGAUUCUCCUCAAAACCAGCAAAAUAAUGUAUCUUCACAAAAUAACCAACAAAAUAUCACCCCACAACACCAACAAUACCCCACACCCAAGAACCAACAACAAUACUCCGCUCAGCAAAAUCAACAACAAUACUCUACCUCUCAGAACCAAAAACAAUACCCUACAUCUCAAAAUCAACAACAAUAUCCCACACCUCAAAGCCAGCAACAGUACCCUAUCCCGCAAAACCAAGAACAUUACGAUACCCCCCAGAACGAACAACAAUACCCCACGCCUCAAAACCAACAACAAUACUCUACUCCACAAAAUGAACAACAAUAUCCGACUCCACAGAAUCAACAUCAACACGCCACCCCACAAGUUCAUCAACAAUACAGCUACCCCUCACAGCAGCAACCAUAUAACUUCCCAACACAGGACCAACAACAGUACUAUUUCCCUUCACAGAAUCAGCCGCAAUACAACUUCCCCUCACAGUACCCGGAACAAUACAACGUCCUUCCACAUAACCAACAAACGUACAACUUCCAAGAAAGCCAGAAUCAAAACGAAUUCUCACAGAAUCAGCAGGUGUUCAACAUCUCCUUACAAGACCAGUAUCUAAACAACGACUAUCAACAGCAGCUUAACAUAUUCCAAAAUCAACAGCAAUACAAUACACCACAAAAUCAACAAUUCAACGUCAUGACAUUCGACUUACCUCAGUACAACCCGCUACAACCUCAAAGUGUGAGAAACGAAGAGCCAUUACUGUCUGCCCAUCAUGAAGAAGUGAAGCCACUAAUGGAACCGACUCCCGAUGCCCCGCAACUCUUACCUCCUCAUUUUGAAACUGACGUCGAUAAAAUUUCGAGUCGAUCUAAAGGCUUUGAUGUGGAUGAAUUGACAGAAGAAAAUCUUCAAUACUUAUCACAUAACGUGAGGGAAAUGAUUAGAAUGGCUCAUGACCCACAUGACGAACGAUUGGUUGACGUCUGGGAAGGGCUGAGAGCCCGUCCAUUGGAGCCGUCGCCUAAAGGGAAGAUGUCAUCUUCGAACUUGAGAUUGCUACUUUUGUACGAUCUGCUAAGCAGGGAAGCGAAGCGACAAAGGCUGUCAGACUACAGUGGUUUCUCACCCGACGUAAUGAAGACCCUAGUGGAAUCAUCAAGUGGAGGCGCUAGAGACCAAUUAAAAAUGGCGUUAUCAAAGAUGGUGGAAAGACACGACUGCGCUCACGAAUACGCCAACAACCGCGCAAAGGAGAUGGUCACGGAGUUAGGAAAAGACGAUUCCAAGCUCUCUUCUGAGAUUAGAUACCUUCAACCCCUAGUUUAUAAGUACUAG